Messenger RNA from Salvelinus fontinalis (brook trout), 828 nucleotides. RefSeq lists its product as uncharacterized. The transcript is spliced from 8 exons. Bases 1 to 828 code for a protein of 275 amino acids. Gene Ontology annotation, molecular function: growth factor activity; cytokine activity. NCBI's taxonomy places the organism in Eukaryota, Metazoa, Chordata, Actinopteri, Salmoniformes, Salmonidae. The record is from RefSeq and is a predicted model, not a curated record. Gene Ontology annotation, cellular component: membrane.
AUGACCCUUCACGUGUCAGCCCACACUCAGUGCAAAACCAAGGUAAAGUGUCUGUGUGUGAUAGUGUUCCUGAGUCUCUCCUUGACCAUGGGAGACCCUGGUCCGUGCAGACACUCCAUCACCAGAGAUCACCUGCUGACCAUAAGACGCCUGAUAGAUAACCAGUUGCAGAGUGGAUGCUCAAUAACCUACACAUUCAUUGAGCGGAGAAGUUUGAGUAAAUGUUGUUAUGUGAAAGCUGCCCUGCCCUGGAUCUUGGAGCUCCUGACCAGCCACUUCAGAUACACCCAAGGCUCAGACAACCACAGCUACGUCCUGUCUCUGACCGGUCUCAUCCACAACAUCUACUCUCAGAGAUGUGUACCACAGAUCAACGAGGAGCUGGAGGUUGACCCAGUGAGCUUUGGGAUGUCAUUCAGCAGCUCCCCACUAGAGGCCCUGGGGAGGGUCCAGGAUGUCCUGUCUGAGUACUGGGAGCUGGUGACAACCAGGGACUCCCCAGUAGACUGGAGCUGUGAGAGGGAGUACAGAGACACAGAAGAGCCCCCCACAGCCCUCCCUACAGCAUUCUCUCUGACUACAGUCAGCACUUUUUGGGACUCAGAGAAAGCCCCUCAGACUGGUCUAGAUGGAGAACAAGUUGGAGACCUGAAGUUUGAUUUCAUGGUCAUAACUCCAUCAGUCUGUGGAGGAAUGAUGUUCAUGUUCACUCUCUAUUGCCUCGUCAAACACAAGAUGUUCCACAGUGCUUAUCAUCACACAUCACAAGUGUACCAAAACUCAAGUUUGCAUACAGAUAGUCAGGACAUUGAGAUGCAGGUGCAAUAA